AUGGCUCCUCCUCGCUCUCCUCGCCGUCCUCAAACUCCCACUCCUCCCUCGCCGACUCCUCCCCCUCCUCCCCCUGCUCCCGCUGCUCCCUCUCCCCGCAGAAGCGCCCGGCUGCAGAAGAAAGGCCAGGCUCCCAAAGCCGGCAGUGGAAAUGAUGAUACAAGGAAGAAACAGCCAUCGUCCGCACCAUUGACUAGCAAAUCUCUUGGAAAACAGGCAAGUCCGAGGAUACAAGAUAUUGAGCUUGACAACUGA
This is a messenger RNA of Fonsecaea pedrosoi CBS 271.37, 255 nucleotides long. RefSeq lists its product as uncharacterized. NCBI's taxonomy places the organism in Eukaryota, Fungi, Ascomycota, Eurotiomycetes, Chaetothyriales, Herpotrichiellaceae. The transcript has a single exon. Bases 1 to 255 code for a protein of 84 amino acids. The record is from RefSeq and is a predicted model, not a curated record.